AUUUUGGAUACGGAACAUAUUGAACUUACGAUUGAUUGGAUAAGCUAAAAAAUCAUUGUGAAAUAUUUUUUUUAUUUAUGAAAAAUAUUUCGAGAGACGUAAUGUAAAGCCCAUGUUGUGUCUCCUGCAGUGUCUAUGGUGCAAUGUCUCUAGAGGUUGUACAACCUUCUGCAGGCCAGGCUCUCACCAACUGUCACCUCUAGCACUACUUUCCUGGGACAGUUUAUCAGCAGUUGCCUGUGGACAUGAGCACCAUGAAACAACAAGAGAAAGUGGUGAAGAUCCUGCCUGCACCCAGCACUGACCCUGACCAGCACGCCAUGGGUAUGAAACACUCUAAGUCCGACCAUUCAGGCCUGAUCCGCAAGGACAAACACAAAGCUGACAAGUCCACCAUGGGCAAGAAGUUCAUCAGCAAAAGCCAGGACAAUUUGAGCAGCUCCAAGAAAAGUCGGCCUCUUGCGCCUGUCGUGGAGUCGCCAAAGCCCAGGGACAAUGCGACAUCUCUCGCCAGGGCUGAGGCUGUCAGGGCAGCAGAAAAAAACAAAGAGAACGUGGCCCUGAAGGAAAAAAAUGCUGUGUUUGUCAAACCAAAGCCGGUCAAGCCCAAUAGUCUGACCAACAUCCGCAAGGCUUCCAGUACCCAGUCCAUAGACAGCCAGGCUAGUGUCAAGUCAACCUCAUCCAGAUCUUCCCACAACCUGGCCAUCAAGCGCACCCAGAGCACACAGAACAUAUCCAAAGACAAGCUGAUGAAGAAGAGGACCUCAGCCCCUGCUGAUGUCAUGGCCUACAAUGCUGAACUUUUAGCCAACUUUGAGCGCGAAAAGAAAAUUUUAGAGGUCAGGAUCUCAGAAUUAACCAAAAUUGCAGAAAGCCGAAAGGGUGAGAUAGAGAAAUAUAAAUACGAAAUAAAAAGACUGAAGGAGUCGUCGAUCAGCUGCGCGGGAGACAGAGAGGAGCUGGAACUGUUGAGGCACCAAAACAAACAGCUGAUGGACAGGCUGAAUGAGCUGGGUUUCCCAGCCGAACAGAACACAGACUCUCAGAAGCUGAUCCUCAAACUCUCCAGCUCCACUGUGCUAAAGAGCCAAAGCAGCAACUCAGAUAUUUGUCUGCCUGCCAGCACCAGCUGCGACAGCUUGUCCACAGAGGGCGCUAAAGCCCACACCGCGUCCUGCCCCGACAAGAUGGUGCUGGACGUGGUCGGUGCCCAGCUGCGCAGGUCAACGUCCUUAUCGGCGUCCGAGCCGGGUCUGUCUAUACCAGACCUGUGUGGGACACCGGAGCACCCGUCCAUCCUCUCGCUGGACACGGCCAACUGGGACAAGCAGAGCAACAAGUCGGCCAACAGCGACGGCUGCCUGAGCGAGGCAUCCGUGGCCUGCCUGACUGAGAGGAUACUGCAGAUGGAGGAGACCAACUAUUCAACAACAGAAGAGUUGCAGGCCACGCUACAGGAACUUGGUGACCUACAAGAUACCGUGAAUGAACUGACAGAGGAGAACACAAAGUUGACAGAUGAGAAAACUGUUUUGUUGGAGUCUUUGUGUACCCAGACAGAGAAGUUGGAGAAUACAAGAAUACAGCUGGAACAACUGAAAUGUCUGCUGAUAUCCGGGGAGCUGCCAGACAAGUCAGAGAAGGACAGCCAUCUCCUGGCCCUGCUCAAGUCAGCGCAGGAGGAGAGGGAGGAGCUGAUGAGGAAACAGACGGAGUGGUCCAAUGCCCUGCAGGCUCUAGAGAAUGAGUACAGGGAGGCGCAGGAUGCUGCUGAUAGUCUCAGAGAGAGAUGCAGCCUGCUAGAGGACUCCAACUCUUCGCUGAAGGCUGAGAAAGAUGCUCUAGACAAAGUGUGUUGUGAGAUGAAGGAGGCCAAAGAGGCUGAACAUAUUGAGGUGGUCAGACUGAGGACAUUGCUGGACCAUCAGAAAUCUAAGGUACAGGAGCUGGAGGCAUCGCGGAGGACGCAGGAUAAAACAGACUUGGAAGAUCUGCUGGACGCAGCCAGACAGGAGAAGGACAAAGCUGAGCAAACCAUCACAGACCUGACUGAAUCACUCUCCCUCUCCAAGUGUGAACUCACCAAACUCAAGGAGGCGCUGGCUAGCAAAGAACAGGAAUUACUGGUGGCCCGUAAGAAUGCCAAAAGCCAAGUGACAGACCUACAUUUUGCUCUAAAGACAGCAGAGAAAGAGAAGUUGGAUGCCCAGAGAGAAGUGGCAGCGUUGAGGGAACACACAGAGCAGCUGGAGUUGGAUUGUGAGAGGUAUGUGGAAGACAAGAAAAACUGUACGGCCAACAUGGAGGAACUUCAGACAGAGCUGAGGAGAGUGAGACAAGAGAAGCAGAUAUGUGAGGCAGAGCUACAUGAGAUAAGCUCCAAGCAUGAUAUGGAAUCUGAAGAAUGGAAGCAGUUCCAGAAAGAUCUCCAGACGGCUGUAGUGAUCGCCAACAACCUGAGCCAGGAGAGUCAGGAGAAGAUGGAGCGUCUGACAGCAGAGAACAGUCAGCUGCAUGAGCAGUGUGCAGGGCUGGAGGUGGAGGUCAACAAACUCAGGCAUGAGAUGAAGCUCUACAGGUCAGCUGAUUCCAGGAAACCUUCCAUAUUCACAAACUCUGAGCUCAAGGGGAAAGUGUUAAAGAGCAUGGACAGGAGCACACUGCGAGAAGGACGACCCUCCCUGGACCAGCGCACCCAAAGCAUCUCUGUGAAGUCCUUGAUCCGCUCCAUCGAGGAGCAGGUGAAGUCUGGCUGCUCAUCCAUCCACUCCAGCCACUCGGAGUCCCGCCGCAGCUCCACCUCCUCCGACAUCUCCCUGACCUCUCUCAAGGAACUGGUCAAGUCUCCAUCCUCGCCCCUCCCUGACAGCCCAAGGUCACCAACAAAGGAGUUUUCCCUCAAGCCCCACAGUUUCCGCAGCAAACAGGAGGACAGGUCCCCACAAGAUAAGGACGCCCAGGUCCUCAGCCCAGAGGGUCUCAACAAGUCUAGCUCCAGGGGGGAUGAGGGCAAGAUGACACAGAUCUCUUCCAUACUCAAAGACAGGGGGACACCUCGACGAGGGAGCACAGUGGUAGAACCAGAUACAUCAAAGAAAGAAACACCAAGCAGGGAUCCACUGGCUUCACUGGCCAAGCUGAUGAAAGGCUCCAAGAGGAAUGCUCUGCUCAAAUGGUGCCAGCUCAAGACUAUUCCCUACUCGAAUGUUGACAUCACAAACUUCAGCAGUAGUUGGAACGAUGGCCUUGGAUUCUGUGCUCUGCUGCACAGUUAUCUGCCAGAGAAAAUUCCAUACUCGGAGCUGUCAACAGAAGAUAAGAGACAGAAUUUUACAUUAGCAUUUACAGCAGGGGAAAGUGUGGGGAUCAAAGCCACACUGAACAUCAAUGACAUGGUAGCAAUGGAGAGGCCCGACUGGCAGGCGGUGAUGAAUUAUGUGACUGCUAUCUACAAACAUUUUGAGAAGUUGUGAACAGCCAGCUGAGUUCUGCUGACAAUUUUAUUUUCUUGCACAUCCAGCAAGUUGUAUGUGAGGUUUUGCUACAGUUCUGUCCCAUGUUGCACAUCCAGCAAGUUGUAUGUGAGGUUUUGCUACAGUUCUGUCCCAUGUUGCACAUCCAGCAAGUUGUAUGUGAGGUUUUGCUACAGUUCUGUCCCAUGUUGCACAUCCAGCAAGUUGUAUGUGAGGUUUUGCUACAUUUCUGUCCCAUGUUGCACAUCCAGCAAGUUGUACGUGAGGUUUUGCUACAGUUCUGUCCCAUGUUGAGCACUUGGCAGUGUGUCCCUGCUUUGUAGGAUGUCUCGAUGGUUAACUUGUACAUAGGGGAUCAUUGGCUGAAUGGAUAUCUUGGCCGUUGUCAAAUGGAUAGAAAUCUAAAUGAAAUUUUGACUAGAGCCUAGUGAGUGGUUGGCUGAUUGAAUGAAUGUUUGAACUACAAACAGUUGAAUGGAUUGAUGGCUGAAUGAAUGAAUGUUUGAACUACAAACAGUUGAAUGGAUUGAUGUCUGAAUGGUUGGCUGAAUGAAUGAGUGUUUGAACUACAAUUGAAUGAAUACCUGGAUGAAAGACUUAGAGCAUUCAGCAUGAGCUGCUCCUAUGGAGUUCAAUCAUUUCACAACUUGUUUCCUCCAUAAUUGUUUUACCAUCACUGGCCAAUGUAAAUACCGUGGCUAGAGUUGGCCUUGCUUUUAACCAGUCACUGGCCAAGUAAUUAUCUUGGCUUGAGUUGGCCCAUAAUUGUUUAACCAUCACUGGCCAAGUAAUUAUCUUGGCCAUAGUGGCCCAGCUUUAAACCAGCAUGUCACCAGCAAUGGAGACCUGUCCCAGCUUCUUUACCUGUACUUAAUUAAUUUAUGUCUAUCAAAGCUUGAAGUGGUCAGUAUUUGAUAGUUCUAGUCUAGUCUCUUUCGUUUUAAUUUUUUUUUAAAUAAAAUGUUUAUCAAAUUUUCAAUUAGUCACUUGUAUCAUUUGAACAAUGGCUGGUGUCACUUCAGCUGUAGUGUAUCCAAUUGAUCAAAAGCCAACACCACUACCAUUCUUUAUUCUGCCAUUGAAAAGCCACGGAGAUACACUGAGAACAUAGGAGUCAUCCAUUUAAGAUACCCACAAAAAAACCUGUGUUUUAAAUAAAGCCCAUUUCUCAUGUGGACAUCCAAUAUACGAAUUCACAAAUGUGUUGUAUUAUAUGUAUAUUAUUUUGCAAUUAAAUUUUUCUCCUAAAUGUCUUAAGUAUAAUAGAACCUGGAACAUCUUGAGUAAAAUAAAAUGUUUUCAAUGUUUAAAUAUA
Molecule: messenger RNA, 4791 nt
Organism: Physella acuta
Lineage: Eukaryota; Metazoa; Mollusca; Gastropoda; Physidae
Product: cytospin-A
Molecular function (GO): protein binding
Source: RefSeq, a predicted model, not a curated record